Trichosurus vulpecula (common brushtail) is the source of this 2498-nucleotide messenger RNA. RefSeq names its product leucine rich repeat containing 75A (gene LRRC75A). The record is from RefSeq and is a predicted model, not a curated record. NCBI's taxonomy places the organism in Eukaryota, Metazoa, Chordata, Mammalia, Diprotodontia, Phalangeridae.
AUGGGCAUCCGGCAGACCAAGGGCAGCCUGGCCGAGAGCUCCGGCGCGCCCCCCCGCUGCGCCCCGGACCCGGACCCGGAACCGGCCCCGGCCCCAGCCCCGGCCCCGGCCGCCCCCCGCCGCCGAAGCUCGGCCCGCGAGCGAGGCGAGUUGUGGGCGGCGCUGCUGCUGCGCCCCGGGGACAAGGCGGCCCGCGCCGGGUCCGCGUCCGGGCCGGGCCUGGCCCCCUACCACCGGCGGGUGAGCAUGAUCCAGGAGCUGCUGUCGCUGGUGCGCCAGGGCCGCCAGGAAGCGGCCGGAGAGCUGCUCCUCCAGCUGCGCCAGGACUUGGGCAUGGAGUCAACAUCACUGGAUGACGUCCUCUAUCGCUAUGCCAGCUUCCGGAACCUGGUGGACCCCAUCUCACACGACCUCAUCAUCAGCCUGGCCCGAUACGUGCACUGCCCCAAGCCAGAGGGUGAUGCCUUGGGCACCGUGGAGAAACUCUGUAGGCAGCUGAUAUACCAUCUCAGCCCUCACUCCCAGUGGAAACGCCAGAGCUUUGUGAAGAGGAAAUCCCAGGCCUGUGUGAAAGCAGCCUUGCUGGGGCCCCCCUCAGACCACACAGUGGACCUGUCGGGCAUCUCGAUGGCGUCCCGAGACCUGGAGCGGCUCAUAGCCUAUCUGCAGCGCUGCAGGGACCAAGUGGAAGUCCUUGAACUGGGUUUCACCGACCUCACCGAUGACAUGGUCCUCCGACUGCUGCCGGUCCUCAGCUCCCUGCCCCACCUCACCACCCUCGCCCUCAAUGGCAACCGCUUGACAAAGGCUGUGCUCCGUGACUUCACUGAUACCCUCAAGGACCUCAGCAAGUUCCCGUGUGUCACAUGGAUUGACUUGGGCAAUAACGUGGACAUUUACUCUCUGCCCCAACCCUUCCUCCUCAGCCUCCGAAGGCGCUCUCCCAAACAGGGCCACCUACCCACCAUCCUGGAGCUGGGCGAGGGGCCUGUAGGGGGAGAGGAAUCUGAGGACAGUAUGCCUGGCGAGGUGGAUUCUGGGGAGAACCAUCCGGCUACCGAGACACAGAACAAGUCCCUCGUAGAGAAAGCGUCUGCAACCCCAAUAGUCAGUCAAACAUGACAUGGAGGGAGAGGGUAGAGGUUACUUGUAUGGAAAACUGUACAGAGGGAUGUAGCCUGGGUGUCUUGUGACCAAUGACUUCACCAGGAAGCUUCCUCUCUGGGCAGCAAUCAGCCUUACCUAGGUCUCUUUGGAGGGUGGAGAGGGGUAGGCUAAAGAAGCCCUGGCGGGGUGGCCUCUCAGGGCCUAUCCUAUUUCCAUAUGUCCUAGCCUUGCCCCUUUGUAGAGUGGGGUGCCCGUGGCAGGUCUCCCGGAUUGGGUGGGUCCAGUCAAGUGGACAGCGUCCCAUCCCUAGCAGAUAGGGAGAGAGGAGUUGGCCAGUCACCUCUUCCUUGGGUUUCCGCCUCUGUCCACUUCCUGGGGUCUUGUCUUUCCAUCCCUGUCUCCCAUGUUGUUUGUCCUGUGAUGUUGUCUGCCUCUUAGAAGUCAUCACUGGCUCCUGGAUGCUCCCCGGCCUCUCUUCUGGGCCCCAGCCCUGUCCUCUGCCUCUCUGCUCAUGCAGCAAUGGGGGAGGGGUUUGAGAGAUCUUCUAACUCCCCUCCUUUUAUAGCAGAAGAAACUGAGACACAGAGUAGGAGAAUGACUGGUCUGUGAUCCCAUCAAUAGUGACAAAGCUGGGAUUGGGACCCAAGUCCAAGGAGGAGGGGCAUAGAGAGAGGGACCAUUGACCCUGAAGAGACCAGCGGUUCUGAGUUCAAGAAAUCCAUUUCUUCUAGAGAAGGCCCUGGAAUGUGGGGGAGAAAGGAAUCCUUGGGGACGAACCCUUCAGAGAAAAGCAGGAGGUGGGUGCUAAGCACCCAAAAAGAGGACAAGAAAAGGCAUCCCUCCCCUGGGAAAUGGCCUUUGGGUGCUGAGGUUUAGGAGGGAAGGUGGGCCCAGCCUUCAUCCACUCCCCCUUGUCCUAGGGACCAAACCCCAGGCCUGAAUUCACCUAAGUCCUUUGAUUCAGAAUGCCCUUCCCUGCUCUGGAACCUCACCUGGCCACUCUAGAACCACUGCCCUUGCCAGGCCCGAGCUCCAGUUCUAGACCCCGCUCUGGCCUUGCUGCUGAAGAACCCAGGUGGUCGGAGGAGGGGAGCCCAGGCCACACCUGGUUGACCUGGGGUGAGCCCCCACCCAUUACCGUCUCAGUGUCUUUACCCCCCAGCACGGACUUGGCCUGACUUGGGCUUUUUUUAAAGAUUGUCUUUUGUACAGUUUCCCAGUAUCCACAGAGAUCAAGAUCAGCCUCAGUACCUGUCUGUGGCUCUCCCCUCUGUCCCUCCCCACCCCUGAGUCUGUCUGGGGUCUGUCUUUGUCCCUGUCACUCUCUCUCCUACCCUGGGUGUGAACAGGCCCGACUGGCCCUCAAAGCCACCCCGGGCUGGCAAUGUCCC